This is a messenger RNA of Myxocyprinus asiaticus (Chinese sucker), 1550 nucleotides long. RefSeq lists its product as uncharacterized. The record is from RefSeq and is a predicted model, not a curated record. The coding region runs from base 882 to 1550 and encodes 222 amino acids. NCBI's taxonomy places the organism in Eukaryota, Metazoa, Chordata, Actinopteri, Cypriniformes, Catostomidae. The transcript is spliced from 7 exons.
AGCCUCCGACCAGGCGUAAUUACGGAUGGAAUAAAACAGCAGACUGAUAUUUUAUGACAUCAAUGAGCUCAUGUUUUGCUUGACAGGCAUCAAUCAUUAGACAUACAUUAUGAUGUUGACGAGAGAGAGAGAGAGAGAGAGAGAGAGAGAGAGAGAGAGAGAGAUAUUGAUCAUACGUCCUCUUUUUCCCGGACAUGUCCUCUUUUUCGGACCUUAAAAAAGUGUCCGGCCGGGAUUUCUAAAUUUGCGAAAAUGUCCGGGAUUCAGUUUUAGUUGCAUUAUGAUGUGCAUCUGGUCUAAUACUUAAUUGUGUGUGCGCGCAUAUUAACCCCUCUUUGUAAAUCCCGCCUUCUCGCACACCAAUUGGUCGAUUAUAAGAGGCUUGCAGCAACUAUUGGCCAAAUUCCUGCCUGUCAAUCUCUCCGCAAAUGCGCAAAGUGCUGUUGUGUUCGGCAUCAAACAGCUGCUUGACAGUAGCAGCAAAUGACAGCUGAGUGGAAACAAUGCCCAAACGAAAGUGCAAAUUUACAGAAGAUUUGCACAAAAAAUUCCCAUGCUUUCAUCCAGGUCGAGAUCCGUGGGAAGCAGAAUGUAUGACAUGUAAAGCUGGCACUUAUGUGUCAGUUGCUAAUAAAGGUGCAAGUGAUUUAGAAGCACACAUUAGCUCUGCAAGCAUAAAGGGUCAGCAAAAGGUGAAAGUUCAUCAGAUAAAUUAACGGACUACUUUUUGUGACCAGGAGAACAACCAGCAGAACAACCUCUCUCUCAAUGUCAACAAGACCAAGAAGCUUGUGGUGGACUACAGGAGACUGGACAAAGAACACAGCCCCAUCACUAUCGACGGAGCACCGGUGGAGAGUUCACAUCUCUGACGACUUCACAUGGUCCAGCCAUGCAGAGGCCGUAGUGAAGAAGGCGCACCAGCUGCUUUUCUUCUUGAGACGACUGAGGAAGUUUGGGACGUGCACUGUGGAGAGCAUUCUGACUGGUUGCAUCACCGUCUGUGUGUCAGGAAACCAGUCACUGCAAAGAAGGUCAGCAGGAUAAGAGGCAAAUUCUUCCAAAAAUUCAACCACAUAGCUUGGAGUCACAAUUCACUUUCAUUAUAUGAUGAAAAGCUGUGUGAAAAUUUUUCUUACCUGUCCUUUGUGUUCCCUGAAAGAAAGUCAUACAAGUUUGGAACGAACGACAUUAUGGUUGCAACACUGUGGCGAUGUGAAGCGAAUGAGCAGGUUGUGGCACAUAUAAAAGCUCUGCCUUACAAGUUCACUAUUGUUUUGAGGCACGCAGACUUCUUGACUCUACGACCCCAUGAGUUGUUAAAUGGUUAUGAAGAGUUACAUUCGUGCUAUCCUAAACAAACACGACAAGCCUGGGAGACUGCACCAGCUAAAUCACUACACCACCAGAGUCAUUUUGUAUGGACAAAGAGACCAAGUCGCUCAACAAGCAACCAGAUGGGGUUACCCUAUCAACCGAGUAACAAAUCACCUAUCUCUGUGCCAGAACAUCGUAGAUACUUCCGCGUUGGCUCAUUUGACUUAGGCUGA